AUGACCUGUCAAGCAACGUCAAGAUACUUAUGGCUACUUUUCUUUGUCUUUCCCAGCACCACAACAGAAAACCUGGAGGCUCCAUCUUUUCAGCCUGGAAUCCUGUAUCAGUACCGAUACUCACUGGACGCCCAGUUCAGUUAUCUCUCCAGAUCAUCAUGGCAAAGAAGCAAGGUCCAGGCUGAAGCACUAGUUCACAUCCACCUCCUAUGGAGAAAUGUCAGUGAUGCAAGGGAGCACCUUCUCCAAGUUGAGAUACAUAACCUACAAGUCCAUCACAAGCCAGAACACAAGAAGAAUCAGACUAAUAACAGCAGUCCCUCCACAGACGUUUCUCCAAACACCACUGAACUGCAACAGCCUAUUUUCCUUCACUGGUAUAAUGGAAAGGUUGAAGGCUUUUAUGAAAACAAAGCAACAAGCCCUCUAACUCUGGAGCUGAAGCGAGGCCUUGCCAGCCUUCUCCAGUUUCAGACCCAUCCUGGAAAAAAGACUGAGGAGGACAUUUCUGGGAGUUGUCAAGUAACCUACACUGCCUCCGAGGAUUCUGUUCAGAAGACAAAAGACCUUCAUAGCUGCAGAAGAUCAAAAUUUGGAUUCAGCUGUGUGAACAAAAUUUUUGGACUCCUGUGGCAACCCACAAGUAAAAGUCUUUACUCUAUGGAAGGAAGUCUCCUCAAAUCUGCAUUGGCUGAAGAAAAUCAUGUGAUCUCACUAAGCCUGAAAUCUUCCAUUGGAGUCAACAUCACCUCCAGGCAAUAUCUUGAGCUUGUGGCUCAAGAGCCUGGAUCCAAAGAAUUACCUGAGAAGAGUCUUCAGGAAGCGCUGGCUGCCAUAUUGGAAACACCUCAGCCCACCGAUAUAGCGAGUGAGCCUUUCAAGAGGAUCUGCAAACAGUGCCCAAAACUGAGGAACAACUUGAAAUCACUUGGUAAAAAGAAAAUCAAAAUAGACGUCUCUAAGGCAUCGACCACUUGGAAAUUUCACAGAGUUGUCCAAAUGUUACAUGAUGCAAACAAGAGAGACAUUGUUGCACUGCUGAAGAAAGCACCAGAGAAUAUGGUUUCCUUCUAUGUAGAGGCUGCAGUGGCUGCCCAGUCACCAACUUCCUUGAUGGCACUAUCUGAAUUUCUAGAUUUUGGGAGUAAGAAGCAAACACCCUUGCUGGAGAAAUUUCUCUAUGCAGCAGCCUUAUCCCCUCGGCCUUCCACGGAACUGUUCCGUUUGGUGCUAGACAAGAUGAAUGGGAAGAAAUUAAGCCCAGCCAUCUGGGAAACAGGAAACCUUGUCAUUGGCGCCUUGGUUGGCAAGUUGUGUCAGAUGAAACUGUGUGGGCUGCAGGAAGUAGAAACUGGAAUGGAGACUAUCCUGCAGAGUCUCAAACGCACCAGAGACAACACAGAGAGGGUGAUUUACUUGUUAGCCCUGAAAAAUGCUCGGCUCCCGGAAACCAUUCCCACCCUCCUGCUCUAUGCAGAGGAGGGCUCUGCGGCAGUCUCUGCUGCAGCACUCUCAGCACUACAGAGGUUCUCCACGCAGCAUAUUACCAGCCAGGUUAAAAUGGCAAUGAAUCGGAUUUUCCAUCAAAUUUGGAAACUCUAUCCAAAAACUUCAAGACUGAUUGCUGCAGAAAUCCUAUUAGACAAUGAGCCCUCACCAAUGGACUUCAUCAAUAUCCUGUUGGCCACCAGAGCACUAGAACCAGAAAUGUCAAGAUUACUGCUGUCGAAAAUCCAAAGCAUUCUACAAUCCCACCAACAUACAACCAGGCAGAUGAUCAAAGGUGUUUUGAGAGAUCCACAGAUAAAUAAUUACUACGUCCUCUCAUCCCAGACUGGCAGCUCGGACUCCUUCUCAGGACCACUGGCAGUCACCAGUGACAUAUUCUCUACCUAUGACCAGACGAUCCUGUUCACAGAGAAUGGUCUCCUGAGGAAAGGCAGCACCAGUUUCAAUAUAUUAAGCCACGGCCAUCGAUUCCAAGUUGCUCAGGUGGUUACUGAAGUAGCAGGGUUUGAAGGCAUGUUUGGCGGCAGCGCUGAUGAUGAAGAAGAGCAAGAACUCAUGGCUGGCAUGUCGUCUGUUUUGCUCGAUGUCCAGUUACGGCCUGUCACUUUCUUCCAAGGGUACACAGAUCUAAUGGCCAAGGUCCUACUGAGUAGUGGUGAGCCCACCACUGUCACAAAAGGGAAUAUGCUAUUGAUGGAUCAUCAACAGGCAAUCCCACUUCAGUCUGGCUUGCAAACUGUAAUUACUGUUCAGGGAGGAGUUGGACUAGACAUUUCAGCCAACAUCAAUGCAAAUUUGUGGGAGCAGGAGUUCCAAACGAGCAUUAAAACAAGGGCUGCAGUGAUCAUGGAUUUCCGAGCAGAAGUGGAUGCCCCAUUCUUUCAAGCCACUGUCCAAAGCCAGUCAGAAUUAGAAACAGCCAUAAAUUUUAAUGCUUUUCUACAUCUUUCUGAGAAUCUCAUGUGUCUGCAGAUGACAGAGGAAAACGGCUCUUGCAGAGAAGUCUUCUCAGUGUUUGAAUCCUCUGCAAAUGAAACCACAACCGUCCACAAAGGAAGGAAGGCCACCAUCCCUGGGCGGGCACUUCCUUUCCACAGAGCCAAUUCUGAGAUGUGCAGAAUCCUGCAUGCAAACACAGAAUAACAGACGUGACAUCUAUUAGCAGAGACAGAACUGUGGAGACAGUGUCUAUAUGGCAUCGGUUCAGACUUCUGAUUCCUCUUUUCUGUUCCACACCUAAUUGAAGAUAGCCCAAGGUCCAGCUUUCCUAAAGAGUGUCAGCUUUUAAAUAUUCUGAUAAUGCUAAAAUAACCACAGCCUGGACUGAAACAUGAGCAGUUUAAAGAAUAAAGCCGGUUUAUUACAAAGAGAACAAACUUUGUAAGAAAGUGAAAAGAGAAAUCUAACUGUCUAACUAACUAGAAGGAAGCCAGUAACCAACAGAUCUCAGCAGGAGCAAGAAAAACCCCAACUGAGCCAA
Gekko japonicus is the source of this 2989-nucleotide messenger RNA. Its product is annotated as microsomal triglyceride transfer protein large subunit-like. Lineage: Eukaryota; Metazoa; Chordata; Lepidosauria; Squamata; Gekkonidae. Gene Ontology annotation, cellular component: endoplasmic reticulum; Golgi apparatus; basolateral plasma membrane. The transcript has 18 exons. Bases 1 to 2652 code for a protein of 883 amino acids. The record is from RefSeq and is a predicted model, not a curated record. Gene Ontology annotation, molecular function: lipid binding. Gene Ontology annotation, biological process: lipid transport; lipoprotein metabolic process.